Molecule: messenger RNA, 579 nt
Organism: Knipowitschia caucasica
Lineage: Eukaryota; Metazoa; Chordata; Actinopteri; Gobiiformes; Gobiidae
Source: the annotation of a GenBank genome assembly
AUGUAUGUUUAUGAGUUAGAAGCUGGUUUUGGACACACGGGGGCGGGGCCACAGAUCUCAGAGGACUCUCCCCGGGGGCGGGGCCACAGAUCUCAGAGGACUCUCCCCGGGGGCGGGGCCACAGAUCUCAGAGGACUCUCCCCGGGGGCGGGGCCACAGAUCUCAGAGGACUCUCCCCGGGGGCGGGGCCACAGAUCUCAGAGGACUCUCCCCGGGGGCGGGGCCACAGAUCUCAGAGGACUCUCCCCGGGGGCGGGGCCACAGAUCUCAGAGGACUCUCCCCGGGGGCGGGGCCACAGAUCUCAGAGGACUCUCCCCGGGGGCGGGGCCACAGAUCUCAGAGGACUCUCCCCGGGGGCGGGGCCACAGAUCUCAGAGGACUCUCCCCGGGGGCGGGGCCACAGAUCUCAGAGGACUCUCCCCGGGGGCGGGGCCAAAGUCUCUCAGACUGUCACUGCAGACACUUUUUUUGCACAUUUUGUUGACGUUAAGAAUGUCUCGGGUUUACGUUUAGGAUUUUACCGUCUUUGCCCCAAACUCAAUCCACGCAUCGAGGAGAACAACGGAAGCAAACUUUAA